AUUGUACUACUAGCUGGAUGUCCAUUCACAUGUCUUGUUAAUUUUAUGUAAAUGAAAAUCAAAUUUUUUUCUCUUCCCCACCAAUUAAACCGCAGUUCUCCAUGAACAAUAAGAACACAAAGUGAAAAAAUCAAGAAAAUGUGAGAAUUUUUGUAAGUGUCUUGGUUUUGGCAUUCAAAUGGAAAGUUAAAGCACAAAGAACAAAAAGAAAAGCUUCUUCUACUAUAGAUUCUGACUAGCAGCUACUUUCAUUUUAAAAUUACACCCUUUUGACCCUAACUUCCCCUAUUUCAAACCUUGUGAGUGACCUCCAAUUUUUUAAUCACAUUUUUUCAGAACCCCACAUUGCUUUUUGCAGACACCAUUCUUGGGAAUUUGACUCUUUUUUCUCACACCUAUAUAUAUUUACACAUGCAUCUACAUAUUGUUGUUGUCAGAGUGCAUUUCUCUUUUUUGUUUCUUUCUUUUUUUUCACUUUAAGCUUGUGUUAAGCUGCUGCUGCUACUACCUUUAAUGAGGUUUUGAAUUAAAGUUGUGAGCUUUAGAUUGUUGUGGGUUGAGGGUGUUGUUGGAGAGUUUUUGAAAUAGUUGAAAAAGUUUUGAACUUUAGAAUCUUGAUGGUUGCUUACUUGUGUGACUAUAAAAGCUAAGUUCUUGAGGUUUGUUUUUUGAAUUAAAGUUUUGAGCUUUAGAUUUCCUUUUGUGGAUUGAGGGUGUUUGUAGAAUGUUUGAAAUAGUUGAAAAGUUUUGAACUUUAGAAUCUUGAUGCUUGCUUACUCCUUCUUAUGUGUCUACAAAAGCUAAGUUCUGGAGGGGUUUUUUUGAAUUAAAGUUUUGUGCUUUAGAUUUCCUUUUGUGGAUUGAGGAUGUUUGCAGAGUUUUUGAAAAGUUUUGAACUUUAGAUUCUUGAUGCUCUUUUUUUUCUUCUUAUGUGACUAUAAAAGCUAAGUUUUUGAGGGGUUGGGGGCAUUCAGAGUCUUUGAAAUGGUUAAAGUUUUGAACUUUAGGGAGUGGUGGGGGAUUGUUUCUUUGGGUUUCUUGGUGGGGUUGUUUCUGUUGUCACAAGGCACUGUUGCUCUUCUUGAAAAUGAUAAGCAAGCAUUGUUGGAUUUUGUUAAUCAGUUGCCUCAUUUGCACCCUUUGAACUGGGAUGCAAAUUCUUCAGUUUGCAAGAACUGGACAGGAGUGGGGUGUAAUGAAGAUGGUUCUAGAGUUAUAGCACUGAGGUUACCUGGGGUUGGGUUCAAUGGUCCAAUUCCUAGUAAUACACUGAGUCGUUUGACUGCAUUGCAGAUCUUGAGCCUUAGAUCUAAUGGUAUCAAUGGCACUUUCCCCAUGGACUUUGAUAACCUGAAAAACUUGUCUUAUCUUUACCUUCAUUACAACAAUUUUUCAGGUCCUCUACCUUUUGAUUUCUCUGUUUGGCAAAAUCUCACCAGUUUGAACUUGUCAAACAACAGAUUCAAUGGCACCAUUCCUAGCUCGAUAUCGGGUUUAAGUCAUCUUACUGCCCUUAAUCUUGCUAACAACUCACUUUCUGGUACCAUUCCUGAUUUGCAUUUGCCCAACUUGCAGCUACUGAAUUUGUCAAACAAUAACCUUAUAGGUACUGUGCCUAAAUCACUUCAAAAAUUCCCAAAGAAUGUGUUCAUUGGUAAUAAUAUGUCUUUACUUGAUUAUCCCGUUUCAAAUUCUUCUAUUGUUUCCCUACCUCAGCAACCAAAUCCAAAACUCAAUAAUGGUGGUAAAUUGAGUGAGAGGGCUUUGCUUGGGAUUAUAGUAGCUAGUAGUGUAACUGGGAUUCUUGGAUUUGGUUUCUUGAUGGUUGUUUGUUGUUUUAGAAGAAAGAAAGAACAUAGUUCGUUUCCUGGCAAGAUGGAGAAGGGAGAUAUGUCUCCUGAUAAGGCGAUCUCGAGGAGUCAAGAUGCUAAUAAUAGAUUGGUUUUCUUUGAGGGUUGUAACUAUGCUUUUGAUUUAGAAGAUUUGCUUAGAGCUUCCGCAGAGGUAUUGGGGAAGGGCACGUUUGGUAUGGCAUAUAAAGCAAUAUUAGAAGAUGCUACCACAGUGGUGGUAAAGAGGUUGAAAGAUGUAGGUGCUGGGAAGAAGGAAUUUGAGCAGCAAAUGGAGGUUGUGGGAAGCAUAAAACAUGAAAAUGUUGUUGAGCUUCGAGCAUAUUACUAUUCAAAAGACGAAAAGCUUACUGUCUCUGACUAUUUCAGUGAGGGUAGUGUUGCUGCAAUGCUCCAUGGUAAACGGGGAGAAAACAGGAUCCCUUUAGACUGGGAAACUCGACUUCGGAUAGCAAUUGGAGCAGCUAGAGGUAUUGCUAGGAUACAUACUGAGAAUGGUGGCAAGUUAGUCCACGGAAACGUCAAAUCCUCAAAUAUCUUUCUGAACUCAAAACAAUAUGGUUGUGUAUCUGAUGUUGGUCUGUCAACAAUAAUGAGCUCGUUAGCUCAUCCAGUUGCACGUGCUGCUGGUUUUCGCGCUCCAGAAGUAACAGACACACGUAAAGCCACUCAACCUUCUGAUGUGUACAGCUUUGGUGUGUUGUUAUUAGAGCUCUUGACAGGCAAGUCCCCCAUCCAUACAACAAACGGAGAUGAGGUCAUACACUUAGUCCGAUGGGUUCAUUCAGUUGUCCGGGAGGAGUGGACUGCUGAAGUAUUCGACUUGGAACUAUUGAGGUACCCAAACAUAGAGGAAGAAAUGGUGGAAAUGUUGCAGAUAGCAAUGUCUUGUGUGGUAAGGAUGUCAGAUCAAAGACCAAAAAUGUUUGAAGUUGUUAAAAUGAUCGAGAACGUUCGUCCCACGAGCUUAGAGAAUCAGCUUUCAUCUGAAGGAAAAGCAGAAACUUCAACACCAAGAGAAGAAGCCACACCUCUGCCUGAUACACAAUCUGAUUCUCAAUGAGUUUGCCAUUUUUAUCAUAGUUUACCAUCUUAAUUCAUGUUGAAAAAUGCUUUACUUCACUCUCUCAGUGAAAUAUUGAAUACUUUGUAACUUAUUCCAAUAGGCACUUUAUUUUAAGUAUUCUUGAAAUAGUACUUUGAUUA
Messenger RNA from Solanum pennellii, 3056 nucleotides. Its product is annotated as probable inactive receptor kinase At4g23740. Lineage: Eukaryota; Viridiplantae; Streptophyta; Magnoliopsida; Solanales; Solanaceae. The record is from RefSeq and is a predicted model, not a curated record. Bases 985 to 2913 code for a protein of 642 amino acids. Gene Ontology annotation, molecular function: protein binding; protein kinase activity; ATP binding. Gene Ontology annotation, biological process: protein phosphorylation. The transcript is spliced from 2 exons.